AUGAUAACAAAUAGUUUCCUUCAGUGGUUUUUCAUUUCAGAAGUGCUUUGCAUGGAUUUAUUAGAUCAAUAUGAAAUUGGGCAACAAAUCUGCAGCGCGUAUGGUCACAUGUUGAUAUUAGGAAAAUUUGUAAACGAAAGUCACUUCUUAUGCUUGAAGAAUGGAGCUAUAGACUCUUUCAUCUUGACAAAUGAAAAUGCUGCAGUGCUUCUCGAUCCCGACAUUCCAGAUGACAAGAAUAUUAUCAGAGCAUUUCCACUUAAUAACUUCAGCAUGGCUUAUGGUUUUCCCAUCGAGGAUCCGGCCACGGGUUCCGCUGAGGGAUACGUCGGUGAGGACCACGAGUUCUAUGGAGUCCUUCAUUUGGGUAAUAAGACCCUCCACGCUGAUCCAUAUGGCGCAGAUGACGUUUCUAAAGCGUUUGGUGCGUUUGAGAACGACAGUAUGCCAGCCCCCAGGAUCCGACGUUACUCACAGAUGGAUAUGAAUCUCUUUCCGUAUUUUCCAUUUAAAAUAGAGGAGCACAAGCGUUCUCCGGGCAUCGCUACUGCCAGAAUCUGCGAUUUACUGCUAUUGGCCGAUAUAGAGUAUUUCGAUAAGGACGCGAACUCAAGUCUUCGGCAUGCCGUGAUGAAAAUGAUGCACGCCAUAGCUCAGGCCGAUAUUAUAUUCAGAAAUGCUGAUUUUGAUGAAGACGGAAUGCCUGAUAAUAUAGGUUUUUCGGUUAAGUACAUCUUAGUGCUGACUUCGAACGAGACAAACAUGCGCGUGUUCGGUGAUCUGAGGACCGGACCAGCGGUGGACGGUCGCGUAUACCUGACGCGAUUCGCACGACUACGCCGGCUGUCCGAAGUGUGCCUUGGUGUCGCCUUCUCGGGGUACACGUUCCAGAACAAAACACUUGGAUUGAGCUUCACAUCGCUCGGAGGUGGCAUGGGCGGUGCCGCAGGGGGUCUAUGCGACAGACGCGCGUAUGGUCGGUCCUUCAACACGCUCGCUAUAUCGCACUGCACCGAAGAGUCUGGACGCAUUCCUGAACGAAUUGUAGCUUUGACGCUGGCUCAUGAGAUGGGCCAUAGUUUCGGCGCACAUCACGACGACAACUUCCCGAAUCCAGAAUGCCGUGGUUACCUCAUGGGCUCGCAGUCGACGGCCGGUGACGACGGAAGAAACUUUGAAUUCUCCCUCUGCAGUAAACGACUCAUAGCGUCUACUUUAAGUGGAAUGAGUUAUUGCUUGGUAGAGGAAGAUAGGCCGUUUUGUGGUAAUGGCAUAGUCGAAGACGGAGAAGCUUGCGACUGCGGUCUACCAUCUCGGUGUAGUCUGAAAGACCCGUGCUGCACGUCAAGGGCAGGAGCCGCUCUAGUAUACAAUGAAGGUGUUCUACACAAGGAAGGGUGUUCUGUAGCGCCCACUGCAUCAUGUCAUCCGUCGCAGGGUUUGUGUUGCACGCCGAAAUGUGAAUACGCAGACCUAACUGCUAGUGGGAUUAACUGCAAAACUCUAGACCAAGAGUGUGCAUGUGCGAACGUAACGACGAAUUGUCGUUGUGGUCUAGGAGGCAGAUGCCUCUCGGACGGAACAUGCCACGCUUCAGAAUGCGCUCUGUUGGGCUUGAAGGAGUGUCAGUGCUCGCCGAAAGGGAUGGGCGGAACGGUAUACAAAAGUAAGAUGUGCGGUGUAUGCUGCAAAUUACCAAGAAAAGGAGACAGACCAGAGAAAUGCAUUGGAGCGGAGCUAGCAGCACUAGAGACGCUGACCGAAACGUCUGGUUUGAUUGAGGACUGGCCUCAUGAUGAUUACAUAGGACCAAAUGUCACAAUAAGACUAUGCCACAAAGGUGCGUGCACUAAGAGAGAAUUACGCGCUUGGCCGACCGGCAGUGUUUGCGUCAGCCUCAAUGAGGUGGGUGUCUGUUCGCCGCGUGGUGUCUGCAAGAAGAGUUACUUGUUCCCGAGAUCUAACAUAUAUCCGGACGUUAUGAACAUUCAGCUGAUGGAAAAUUCGACUUCCAGAGCGUUCAUCAAAUGGAUAUAUAAAUUAUUAUUAGUCGUAUUUUGUUAUUUGCAAAUAAAGGAAUAA
Molecule: messenger RNA, 2082 nt
Organism: Bombyx mandarina (wild silkworm)
Lineage: Eukaryota; Metazoa; Arthropoda; Insecta; Lepidoptera; Bombycidae
Product: disintegrin and metalloproteinase domain-containing protein 10
Biological process (GO): membrane protein ectodomain proteolysis; Notch signaling pathway
Cellular component (GO): plasma membrane
Molecular function (GO): metalloendopeptidase activity
Source: RefSeq, a predicted model, not a curated record